UGAGCGUUGCGUGCGUUUCGGAGCUUCGAGCGGAGAUUUCUGGCCAUUGGCGUCUGGCAACUGGCAACUGGCGAGCCGCCUUGUAUCGUCUGUUUUAUGUUUUUCUCGCCUCUCCGACUUCCGUAUAAGUUCAUUUUUGCCGUCGGCCAACGUUGAAAAUUUCCAUCGCCUGUUGUCGUAGUCGUCGCGAUUCCUGUCGCCCACCAACACCAACACUAACUAACCAAUACCAAUAAAAAAACCACCACAGCAAACGGAAACCGCCAACGGAAACUGCGAUACGGAGCUCAGUUUUUUAAUUAACCCGCCCGAAUUAGUUUUGUUCAAGAAUAUUUCCCGUACCACCGACAAAUGCAAAUGAAAAAGUGGCUAGCAAAUUUAUGAAUGCAGGCCAAGAAUUAUGUUUCGUCUGAUAAGACGAUGCGAUGAUAAAUGUGUGUGAGAGUGUCUUCAACAAUCGGGAGCCAUAAAUAAUGGUCAUUAUGGGCUGAGGCCUGGGAAAAACUAAUGAAAAUCUUUGUGUGGCUCAAAAAAAAAAAUUUAAUACGAAUACAAAAGUAUCAUAUACUAUAAACGUACAUAUUUAUGUGGAUUUAUUAAGCUGUUAAAAUUGGAUAAACUUUCCGACCACUUUGACCAAUUUUAAACCGCUCAUUUAUCGGACUUAACCAGUACCUGGUUCUUUAAGGCGCUACUCUGGCGCUUCAGGCUCAGCAAAUGAUCGGCACCGAGGAUAUGUCCACAGCGGCUGGCAUGGACAUCAGCGAGUCCUUUCGUGCCGAGGAUCUCUCGAAGGCGGACUUCUUCGACUUUGUCACCGGUCCCGAUAUGGGAAUCGGUAUUGGGGUGGGAGUGGGCGUGGAGGCUCUGGGAGUGAGUCUGCACCAACAGCAGCAGCACCACCAGAACCACCAGCAACAACAGCAGCCGCACAGUCACAACAGCCACAGCAACAGCCACGUGCAAGUGGUGCACCAGCCCAUCACGUCGCAGUCCCAGCAGCAAAGCCUCUGCGGUGGUGCGAGAACCAACAGCAGCAUGAUCCACGACGGCGGGGGCGGUGGUGCAAGCGGUGGGGGUGGUGUGGGUGUCGUGGUGCCCGUCGGCAAUCGCAACGGAACCAGCAACGGCGGAGAUCCCACGUUACAGGGCUACGAGUUUUGGCACCAGGACAAGGACAGCAGCCGCCUCGACUCGAGUUCGAUUUUCGAGGACCUCGACCGCUACUGCUGGCAACAGCAGCCGGUCACAGCCAGCGCCAGUAAUGGUGGAUCCACCAGCACCAACCAGCCCAGUCCCACCUCGCCGCAGGGCCACCUGCAACAGCAGCAGCAGCAGCAACAACAGCAGCAGCAGCAGCAACACCAGCAACAUCAGCAGCAGCAACACCAGCAGCUGCAGCAGCAACAGCAGCCAAUUGCGAACAGCUCGUCGGCAGCUUCCAGUGGAGCGGGCAGCAGUAGCGAUACGAUCAGCAGCCUGGACACCACCGAUGGCCAGAUCUACACCCUGACAGUAUUAAAUGGCGGAGAGCCGUGGCUAAAACGCUCCGAGGCCGAACAGCUGCCCACUUCCCUCGAUUUGGAUAGCUUGCUGGGCAGUUUUCCGGGCUACAUCAAAUCGGAGUAUCCCUACGACGACAGUGGUUUCAGCACGGAUGGCAAGGAUGUGAUUGGCAAUGGAACGGAUGGUCUCAGCAGUAUUUCCCAGGGCCAAAAUCAGGGUCAGCAGACGCAACAGACGCUGCCGUCGCUGGUCACGGCCAUCUCUUUGGCGGGUGGCAAUGAUUUGGGCCAACAGUUGGCCCAGUUUCAAAACAACAACAACGAUUGGCACAUGGCGGAUCACAACACGGAAACGGAUCAAAGUACAGCGGAAUCUCUGCUGAGGAGUGCCCUCCAGGGCAAAGGAUAUGCCAAGGGUUUGCAUAUGCAAAAUGGUUUAGCCAUGCCAGUGGUUAAGGAUGAGGACAUGCGACGAUUGCUGUUCACCGAUGAAGCUGCUGCCUUGGGUUUUGCGGACUCCACUUUGAGUGCUGCCCAGAUGUUCGAUGAAGCCCAGGGCAUCCAUCUCAGUUCUCAGCAGCAACAACAGCAGCAGCAGCAACAACACAAUGGCAAUGCCAACAUUCUGGUGGACGAUAUGUUCCUUUCCCUCGAGAAUGCCUUUAGUGAUGAUUUCGAGAAGAUCAAGCGCAUAGCCAACGAAGUGCAGCAGUUUUGUAGUGCCGGCUCUGCAGGGACACCAACUCCCGGGGAUUACUGCCCACCCAGUGAUGUCCUGAUGCAAAUCUCUCCCAGUCCGGCGGUUACUUCAGCGGGACAAUUGCAACCACCGCAGCCACUGAAACCGGAAGUUAGCACCUCCACUUCCCCGUCGACGGCAGUUGCAAUCUCCACGGCCUCCAGAUCCGGAGGUGGGGUGACCAAGCCCAAGAAGGCCUACAAGCGCAGCAGUAGCAACAACAACAAUCCCAAUGUGGCCAACAAUAACAAUCAGAGCAGCGGAAGCAAUCCGCUGAUGGGAGGCAGUGGGAGUGGCAGUUCCUCGUCGAGCGGCAGUGCCAGCAGCAGCAGCAACAGUCCGCCGGCCAAUUCCGGCGGCAGUUCGUCCUCCUCCUCGGGAAGUGCACAGCGGAAGGAGCGAUCGCUGCACUACUGCUCCAUCUGCUCGAAGGGAUUCAAGGACAAGUACUCGGUGAAUGUGCACAUACGCACCCACACCGGUGAGAAGCCCUUCGCCUGUUCGCUGUGUGGCAAGAGUUUCCGGCAGAAGGCGCACUUGGCCAAGCACUACCAGACGCACAUGACCCAGAAGAACAACGGCAGCCUGAUCAAAGGAGGAUCGGGGAAGCAUCCACGUUCCAGUGGAUCAUCUGCGAGUGCAGCAAGUGCAGCACUCAACCAACGACAACAGCAACAGCAGCAGCAGCAACAACAGCUCAGCGGAGGAGGAGUGGUGCCGAGUUCGCUGCCCGUGAUGAUCAGCAAUCCCAAUACGCCACCCGGAGGAGUCCUGCCACCUGCCAAUGGACUGCUCGCCAAUCGGUAGUAACCACAGGCAGCGGGUUCUCAAAACCCGUCUGAAACUAUCUCUUGUUCCUUACUCACAAAAUACACACACACACACACACAAAAUGAUGAAACUCAAAAUGAAAAUGUAGAGAAACUAUUACUACUCGAAAUACCUUAAUACUCGUACUCCCAACUCGAAUUUACGUCAUUGAUGAAUUCCUAUUUCAGCUUUCUGUGCAAUUCCUAUAUGUAUUUCAACACACAGACAGACAGACAGAAACACACACUCGAAGCACUUCCAAAUACAAUACUCAACUAAAUGUACAUUUACACAAACAAAUUAAAUUUAAAUGUGCCAAAUUUUGAAGAUUUUAAUAACUAAAGUUAAAAUAAAAUAAAAUAAUCAUAUAUGCUAGGCUUGUAGAAAUAGAAGUGUAACGAAGCUAAUGAAGCAAUUCCACGAGUGGUGAUAUCAAAAUGAGGCCAAACGCUUCCUUGCUAAAACAUCUUACUAAAGCCCCUAAAAAUCGAAUAAGAUUUAGAAGAUUAAUCCUCGGUUCAGUUCGAUUUUAAUACUCCUAUUCACCAGCAGUUCUUCAGAGUUUUUAGUUUUCAACUAGCCCAGCACGAUGCGUGUUUCCUGUAAAUUAAAAGUAUUUGCUUUCAUAGUUGCUCUGCCCAAAUUAGCAUAAAUUUGUUUGCUAGUGUUAAUGUAUAUAUACGCAUAAAUAGUGUUAGAUUCAUUUAUAUAUAAAAUAAAGCCAACAAGGGGAAUGCCAAAUAUUUGAGGGAGGAACACUGACCCGAGGCACUAAAUUCGAAUCGCGUCCUCCGGAGCUCAUCCUACAGCCAAUUCCCGCUCCUUUCUCCUUCAAGGAUCUCUUUGAUCUCUUGGGCCGAGUGUUAGCCAACUUCGAAGGCAUUCAAGACGGGGGCACAAGCAUUACUUUUAUCAACUAUGUACUUACGUUUACACACCAACGUUCAGCAACUCAACUUGCACUUGCCAUUAUUUUUGUAUUUGAUAAACACAAGGCGCAUUACUACGGCGAAUUCCCUAUAAUUAAAGAUAACACCACAUUCCCCCAACUAGUGUAUUGUAUUGUAUAGGCUAAGCUAUCGGAUAAAUCAGCCGUAGUUAGUGGUUAAUUAAACUGCCAAUUAUUUUGUGAUAGUUUUUAAUGGACAAUAGUUUAGAUUACGCAAAAAUAUCUUCAAUGGUGUUUGGGUUAUGUAACGUUUUAACGAUUUGUUAUAAACUGUGUACACUUUGCAAUACGAGUAUUUUCUGCUAAUUUAUUGAACUUAAUAGUUUAUGUACAUAGAGAACGAUCCUUGUUUAUAUCCAAGCCUAGGCUAAGCCACACAUCGAAAUCUUAGUUAAAUCUUUGUUAGUUAUUAUUUAUGCACACACACGAAAACACCCCAAGCCCCACACACCAACACACACACACACAUCCAUCUGCGGUUAAGUUUUGCAUUAAUUUUUUUAGUAUUGCAAGCAUUAAAAAUAAAGAAAUCUAAAACGUUUUAUUGACAAUUAA
Drosophila ficusphila is the source of this 4558-nucleotide messenger RNA. RefSeq names its product GATA zinc finger domain-containing protein 10. The record is from RefSeq and is a predicted model, not a curated record. NCBI's taxonomy places the organism in Eukaryota, Metazoa, Arthropoda, Insecta, Diptera, Drosophilidae. The transcript has 3 exons. Gene Ontology annotation, cellular component: nucleus. Gene Ontology annotation, molecular function: RNA polymerase II transcription regulatory region sequence-specific DNA binding; DNA-binding transcription factor activity, RNA polymerase II-specific. Gene Ontology annotation, biological process: regulation of transcription by RNA polymerase II. The coding region runs from base 718 to 3051 and encodes 777 amino acids.